AUGCCUGCCGAGUUUCUCACUAGCAACCCCCCCCCGCUCUGGAUCACUCUCUACCACAUCGUCACCCGCCUCCCUGACUCUCUGUGCGCAGCACCUCUCGUGGCGACCCCCGCACCCCGUUCUUUGAGGGGUGUUCCCCUUCCCCCCUCCUCCCCUCUGUCGCCUCUGCUGCUGCUGUCGACCUUCUUGGUGCUGAGAAGGUCGGGACCGCGUCUGCUUCGAGCGGGCGCCGCAGGAACAAGGGGGGCAGGGGUGGGGGUGGUGGCGGAGGAGGUGGGGGUGGAGGCGGUGGGAGUGGAGGCGCGGCUGGGGAGACUGGUGGCGGCAGUGGGGGAGGAGACAGCAGCGGCGGGAGUGGUGGUGGAGGCGGCAGCGGAGGCGGAGGUGGUCGUGGCGGCGGCAGGGGUGGAGGUGGCCGGGGCGGCGGCAGUUGGGGUGGUGGUCGUGGAGGCACUGGCGGAGGGCAGAGUCAGCAGCCCGCCCCAACACUUCAGGCCGCCCGUGAGUGGUAUGCGCAGCGUAGCGUUACCUGCACACUUUGAUGCUAUUCUCACUGCCAUGUAUGCGAUGUCUAUUAGUGGAGAGGGUGCUCAGUACUUGCGUGUUCCGCCCGACCCGGGCAUUCAGGCCAGUCUGGCUGCCGCUCUAGGUGCUAGUGCGUCUGCUCCCACAGGUCCUGGUGAGGCCGCUGCCCUAGGUGCUCGUGCGUCCGUGCCCCCUGGUACUGAGUCGACUGCAGCACUGCACACCUUCACACUGGACUCAGGUGCUUCUCGCUCCUUCUUUCGUGACCGCACUGUCCUUGAGCCACUCGCUCGGCCAGUUGCUGUCUCCCUUGCUGACCCCUCUGGGGGUCCGGUCAUUGCGACCUCCUCCACUGUCCUUCCUUGUCCGGCGGUCCCGUCCGGCACGCUGUCAGGUCUCUACCUCCCCUCGUUCUCUACGAACCUGGUGGCAGGUAGUGCGCUCCAGGACGGAGGUGUUCACCAGUUCACCCCUGCCUACGAGCGCGUGACACACUGCACGUGUGCUCGGACGGGUCGCCACCUGGCUACCUUCACUCGGGAGCCGGGGUCGGACCUUUACACACUGACCACUGAGUCCCCUCAGGUAGCUGCGUCUGCGUCUGCGUCUGCAUCAGGUCAGCUGUCCGCCCCCUGCUCGUGUCGCUCUCUGACGCAUGAGACUGUCCUUUGGCACCACCGCCUUGGCCACCCGUCUGUGCAGCGCCUUCGGGCCAUGCACAAGCGGGACCUUGUUGCUGGUCUUCCCAGGGUGCUCCCUCCCCUUCCCGACUCGCCUGCUCCUCCCUGUAUUCCCUGUGUCGAGGGACGGCAGCGCGCCGCUCCUCACUCCUCCUCCUUUCCCCCGACGACUGCUCCCUUGCAGACGCUCCACAUGGACGUGUGGGGCCCAGCCCGCGUCCGUGGUCAGGGUCAGGAGAGGUACUUCCUGAUUGUUGUUGACGACUUCUCGCGCUACACCACGGUCUUCCCCUUGCGCGCCAAGGGUGACGUCCCUGAUGUCUUGAUCCCUUGGAUCCGCAGAUCUCGUCUCCAGCUCCGUGAGCGUUUCCGCUCCGACUUCCCUGUCCUGCGUCUGCACUCUGACAGAGGUGGGGAGUUCUCCUCUGGCCUAUUGGAGGCCUUCUGUCAGCAGGAGGGCAUUGAGCAGUCGUACACGCUUCCGGACUCUCCACAGCAGAAUGGGGUUGCUGAGCGCCGCAUUGGUCUGGUCAUGGAGGUCGCUCGUACCUCCUUGAGCCAUGCGGCUGCCCCCCAUUUUCUGUGGCCGUUUGCAGUCCGAUACGCUGCGCAUCAGCUCAACCUCUGGCCCCGUGUCUCCUUGCCCGAGACUUCUCCGACACUGCGUUGGACGGGAGAGGCUGGCGAUGCGUCGCGUUUUCGGGUCUGGGGAUCCCGAGCUUUUGUCCGCGACACGUCCGCGGACAAGCUCUCCCGUCGCGCUGUCCCCUGCGUCUUCCUUGGCUUUGUCCCGGACGCCCCUGGUGCUGAGGUACCAGACCCCCUCCCCCCUCAGGGUGCCGCUCCCUCAGGUGUGUCCCAGGUAGACCCGGGUGAGCCUGUCGAGGUAGCUGUUGACUCUCGUCCUGCUCGGGGUGCUGAGCCUGGGGGUGCUGCGUCUGGGGGUGCUGAGCCUGGGGGUGCUGCGUCUGGGGGUGCUGCGUCUGGGGGUGCUGAGUCUGGGGGUGCGGAGCCUGGGGGUGCUGAGCCAGGAGGUGCGGAGCCUGGAGGUGCGGAGCCUGGAGGUGCUGAGCCUGGGGGUGCUGGGUCUGGGGGUGCUGCGUCUGGGGGUGCUGAGCCUGAGCGUGCUACACCUGGAGGAGCCCUCUCCUCCCAGCAGCUGCAGGAGAGGUACCUCGAGUACUGCCGCCUCCGGAGAGGUGCUGCUGGAGCUCGUCCCGGUACUUCCCCUCCUACCCAGGAGCUCCCCCCCAUUCAGCAGAUCCGCGAGUGGUACACACGGCGCUGCAGUCUUCGGAGUGGUGCUCCUGGUGCUGCGGACCCUGGGGGUGGCGCUGCUGCUGGUGCUGAGGACCCGGACGUUGGAGCUGCUGCUGGUGCUGCGGACCCGCCUGGUGGAGCUGCUGCUGGUACUGAGGACUCGGACGUUGGAGCUGCUGCUGGAGCUGAGGACCCGGGCGGUGGCGCUGCUGCUGGUACUGAGGACUCGGACGGUGGAGCUGCUGCUGGACCUGAGGACCCGAGCGGUGGCGCUGCUGCUACUGCUGAGGACCCGGGCGUUGGAGCUACUACUGGUGCUGAGGACCCGGCCGGUGGAGCUGCUGCUGGUGCUGUGGACCCGGCCGCUGGAGUCUCCUCUGCUUCUGGAGACGCUGCGCGGCCGCGACCGUACUUCGUACCGCUCCUUCAGCAGGUUCUUGGGCAGGCUCCUCCUCCUUGUCCUCCUCCCUCCGUAGAGUGUCCUCUGCCUGUCCAGUCGCAGUCACAGUUACCGCCUACCUCGCCUCUCCCUGCUCCCUCUCCUUACACUGGUCCCACAGGAGGUCUUACAGAGCGUCGUGAGCCUGAGUCUCGUCCUGCAUCGCCUGUUCGUCCUGCUCGCACUGGUAGUCGUGUCCGUCGUGAGCGUCCUCCUCCUGUCCCAGGCACUCACUACAUGACUCUGCGUCCCUCUACUGCUCCUCAGCGUGUCCCUCUACCGUCUCCUCCCGCGUCUUCUUUGCCUCACGUUCCGGACCCUGAGUCUGACCGGUACCGUGCUGAGCACCCUACUGUCACGCGUCUCCUCGCUACUGUUGUCACUGACCCUACCUUUGAGUCCUCGACUGCGUCUGCUCUGGUCGCUGAGUUGGUUGACUUUGCUGCUGCCUGUCGUCUAGACUACGCUGCUAGCCUUGUUGCUGAGUCUGAGUCUGAGUCUGUCUGUCCUCCGUCCGUCGGGGUUGCCCCUGAGGGAGACCCGGAUGCACCAGACAUCCCGACCCCACGCACUUACGCUGAGGCGAUGGCGGGUCCCUACUCCUCUCAGUGGCAGACGGCCAUGGACGCCGAGAUGGCUUCCUGGAAGUCCACACGCACCUACGUCGACGAGGUUCCCCCUCCUGGGGCGAACAUCGUCAGUGGCAUGUGGAUUUUCAGGGUGAAGCGGCCGCCGGGUUCUCCGCCUGUCUUCAAGGCGCGUUACGUGGCUCGAGGCUUCAGUCAGCGAGAGGGAGUUGACUUCUUCCAGACCUUCUCCCCCACCCCGAAGAUGACCACUCUUCGGGUGCUGCUGCACAUAGCCGCUCACCGCGACUACGAGCUUCACUCACUUGACUUCAGCACUGCUUUCUUGCAGGGCAGCCUGCACGAGGAGAUCUGGCUGCGCCGCCCACCUGGCUUCACUGGGUCGUUUCCUCCUGGUACCCAGUGGAGGCUUCAGCGGCCGGUCUACGGUCUCCGCCAGGCUCCGCGUGAGUGGCACGACACACUGAGGACUACACUUGCGGCUCUUGGGUUCGCGCCUUCUACAGCUGACCCGUCGCUGUUCCUGCGCACCGACACUUCGCUGCCGCCGUUCUACAUCCUCGUGUACGUCGACGACUUGGUCUUUGCCACUGCUGACACUGCAGGACUCGCCUACGUGAAGUCGGAGCUGCAGAGGAGACACACGUGCACAGACCUGGGUGAGCUGACAAGCUAUCUUGGCUUGCGGAUCACCCGGGACAGAGCACGGCGCACCAUCACCUUGACUCAGUCACACAUGGUGCAGCAGGUUCUCCAGCGCUUUGGCUUCACGUACUCCUCGCCUCAGUUCACUCCUCUGCCUACCGGUCACUCGCUCUCAGCUCUGCCUUCGGAUGAGUCCGUAGAGCCGAGUGGCCCGUAUCCAGAGCUUGUGGGCUGCCUCAUGUACCUGAUGACCUGCACUCGACCUGACCUUGCAUACCCUCUUAGCAUCCUUGCACGCUAUGUCGCUCCUGGCCGUCACAGGAAGGAGCACAUGGAUGCCGCUAAGAGGGUGUUGCGCUACUUGUGCAGUACGUCGGGCAUGGGGCUUGUGCUUGGAGGGCGAGACCGAGUUGUUCUCACAGGGCACUCAGACGCUUCUUGGGCAGACGACCAGGCCACUCAGCGGUCGUCUCAGGGUUACACCUUCAGCCUUGGCUCUGGCUCAGUUUCUUGGCGCUCUACACGCUCUUCCUCUGUUCUCGGCUCCAGUUGCGAGGCUGAGAUCUACGCUACAGCCAUGGCUGCCCAGGAGCUACGCUGGCUGACCUACCUGCUGACCGACCUCGGAGAGCCGCCUUGUUCUCCUCCAGUACUGUACGUCGACAACAAGGCUGCCAUUGCCUUGUGUGAGGAGCACAGACUGGAGCACAGAACGAAGCACAUCGCCCUGCGGUACUUCCUUGCUCGUGAGCUGCAGCAGCGCGGUCAGCUUUGUAUUCGCUACGUGGCCACUGAGGCCAACACUGCUGAUGUGUUCACCAAGGCGCUUCAGCCUCGUGACCAUCAGCGCUUCUGCACUCUACUAGGCCUUGUGCCUACUGGACCUCACUUGCUUACCUCUUGA
Messenger RNA from Closterium sp. Yama58-4, 5040 nucleotides. Lineage: Eukaryota; Viridiplantae; Streptophyta; Zygnematophyceae; Desmidiales; Closteriaceae. The record is from the annotation of a GenBank genome assembly.